ACUGUUUAUCAAUAACCAUGGCCCCUGAUAACUUUAAUCCUCAUUUGGGUGACUGUAGGUAAACAGCCGAGAUCCAGCAUGUCGUCAAAUCAAGAGGGAGAUAACAAUCUUCGGCACACGUCAGAUGGUGGCCUUGAAAUAGUGGAUCUAACCAACUCCAAAGGUCACGGCUUCAAGUGUUAUACUUACGAUGGCUUGUACCUUCCUGUCCUGCCCCCACCCAUGCAGGAAAGAAGUUGUACUGAAAUAAUGAAAGACAUUAAAACAAUUGAGAUGACACAAGAAGAUAUUUUGAUUUGCGCUUUUCAGAAAUGUGGCACCCAUUGGCUGUGGGAAGUGCUGGAGAUGGUUAGAAGUGGGGUCAUUCAGUACAAGCAGGAAGUAAAAGAAACCCGGAUGAUAGAAAUGAUUCACAAGGAAGGAAUAGAAGCAGUGCCGCCUCCACGCGUCCUCAACACGCACCUUCCUCUGCGCAUGCUCCCCACGCAGAUCGUGGAGAAGAAGGUCAAGUGUAUCCAGGUCAUGCGCAAUCCUAAAGAUGUCUGUGUGUCCAUGUUCAACCACUACAGGGAUUUGGUACAGCCUCUUGGUUACGAGGGUGACUUUGAUGAGUUUCAAGACGUCUUCCUGAAAGGACACCUUCCACUAGGGUCCUACUAUGACUACCUCAUCUCCUGGAGAAAAGAGGUGUCAAGGUCACCGGAAGUGCCUGUCUUUUAUGUGGUGUACGAGGAAAUGAAAACUGAUCCUGUCAAGUGUAUUAAAGACAUCGCAAGAUUCCUGGACCUGACAGUCACCGACCAGUUCUGUAAAGACGUCGCAGAUGCCUGUUCCUUUAAGAAGAUGAAGCAGGUUGACUCUGAAUUGAAAGGAGAUAUGCCCAUUAAAGUAUGGAAGGAAGGGUCCAAGGGAACCAUCUACAGGAAAGGUGAGAUCGGAGACUGGAAGAACUGGUUCACUGUGGCAGAGAGCGAGCGUUUUGAUGAAAUAUGGAAUGAGAAGAUGAAGGGAUCUGGGAUCACAUUUACCUAUUCACCCGCGUAAUGGACCUGGGAAGAUAUGACUUCUCAGAAUGAACUCACUGCAAGCACACUUCAUAAGUUACGAAAAACUGAAGUGAUAAUUUUUUUUCGAAUUGUCCUAAGGAUCGACUAAUGGAUAUAAAGAAAUAGAAAUCCACAGAAUAUAAAACGUCAACGCCAGAGAAUAUCCAGUCUUGAUUUUCCUCCAAAACAGAUUCAUUAGGCCUGAAAGGCAAAAUAGCGUUGAAAAUUAAAUGAAUGGAUCCCUGAAAAUCAGUGAUGACACCAGGCGUUCGCGAGAGGUGUAGGCAUGUCCUGCCCUACCGGUAGCAUCCACCAAUCUAUUGUUUCUACUUGUUUUCAAGUGAUUAUGUAUACAUCUCUGUCUUUUCCCAACACCUAGGGGAGUAGGUUAGCCCUUUCCUACUACUCAGAAGAACAAAAAUGAUCACAUCCCUACUUGGGAAUCUUUGAUAUUCAAUCAAUAAAGAAAAUGCUGUCCUGUAUAAUAAUCUUUAAUUGUUUGGUGAAGCAGUUAAGGAACAUAUCUGCAAUGAAUAUAUCAACCUUAUUGUGUGCCUUAACAGUUGAAAGAGUGUACUGGAUGUACGUAAAUACAUAUUGUUUUACCAUAUGUUUUGUAUUUUAAUGCACAGUAAUGUUUCCUCAAAUCAUAUGAUAGUAUAUACAACCUUGAUCUAGUUUUGUAUAUACUCACCGCCCACAAACCGCGAAUACCAUACAUGUUGGUUAAUAUAUGAAGAAGUACUCAUGCUCAAGAUCUAUUAGAUGCACAAAUGAACAAACUGUUAUGUUGCGCGAUCCGACGCUCAUGAACGCAUCACAUGUGACGUCAUUAAUCCAUGACCCGAGAUGCUUCAUUUGUCUCGUGCAGGACUAGCGUGUAAUGUUUGGAGCAUAUCGUGAUAGAAAUAAAGAACCUCUGUGGCAACACUUGAUUGCUUGUCAGUUUUGUAAUUAAGUGGUACACAUUGGAUACAUCACUUCUGAACGUAGAUAAUUUCUAUAUGUCUCUGUGGUUCGCAUUCCUUUUGGCGGUGAGUAUAUAUCGUCCAUUUUGUGUGUCUUAACAAUGUAUUACAGAUGAAAAUGUGUACUAUCUAUAUGGAAACAUAUGCAGGUUGUCUAACCAUAGUUAAAUACACAAUAACUUGAGGGUCAGCUUAACGUUCUAUCAUUAUAAUAUGUGAUUAACUGCCAACUGAACACAAUGAAAUGUGUAAUGUUAUGUUAUUGUAUAUGAAGAGUAAAGGUUUAUUGACGUUUAUAACCAACACUUCCUUGUUCCACAUCCAGGUAAGGUAUCAUGUACCACAUGAUUAUCAAAAUAACCAACAAACAUAUGAAUCACAUAAACAGCGAGUUGUGCUCCCGUGCUUUACGUAACAAAUCUUACCCACAUUUUAUUCCAUCAGAUACCUGCUGGCUUUGUAUCAUACAUUCGCCAAGUGACAGUCCGUACUUAUUCCGCAUAUCGUCGGUUAUGUAAAUGUAAAACGUCAUGGCCAGAUAACAACCAGUCACGAUUAUCCACUUAAGUGCUUGUGCUUGUUGUAUCACGCAAACGAUAGUACUGUCCCAGUUGCACAAAUCAACACAGGGAUUGUUAACCUCCCAUACUGACCCUGCAUGUCAUAUUGACACGCGGAAUGUGCACA
Messenger RNA from Haliotis rufescens (red abalone), 2701 nucleotides. Its product is annotated as sulfotransferase 1B1-like. The transcript is spliced from 6 exons. Gene Ontology annotation, biological process: sulfation. The record is from RefSeq and is a predicted model, not a curated record. Lineage: Eukaryota; Metazoa; Mollusca; Gastropoda; Lepetellida; Haliotidae. Gene Ontology annotation, molecular function: sulfotransferase activity. Gene Ontology annotation, cellular component: cytoplasm. The coding region runs from base 79 to 1044 and encodes 321 amino acids.